AUGGCUCGACCGAUGUCAGCUUCAAUUUCUCAACCGAAAUUAGACGGAUAUGUCUUUACUGAAAAACUUGGUAGUGGUACCUAUGCUACGGUAUAUAAAGCUUACAAAAAGCAUGGUACUAGAGAAGUUGUAGCUGUAAAGUGUGUUUUGAGGUCAUCUUUAAAUAAAGCUUCAUCAGAGAAUUUACUAAGAGAAAUAGAACUCUUGAAAAAAUUAAAACAUGACAACAUUGUGGAACUCAAGGAUUUCCAGUGGGAUGAAAAGUGUAUUUAUCUCAUUAUGGAAUAUUACAGUGGUGGAGACUUGUCCCAUUUUAUACGCUCCAAAAGGACCCUGCCUGAAUACAUAGUCAAGCGAUUUCUACAGCAAAUUGUGAAAGCUAUGAGGUACUUGAGAGAGCAUAACGUAGCACAUAUGGACCUAAAACCACAGAACAUCCUCUUAUCUUCACCAGCAAAUCCAUCUCUCAAAAUUGCAGAUUUUGGUUUUGCUAAACACAUGUUCCAUGGUGAUGAGCUGCACGCGAUGAGGGGAUCACCUUUGUAUAUGGCACCUGAAAUAAUAUGUAAAGGGAUAUAUGAUGCUCGUGUUGACAUCUGGUCAAUAGGUGUCAUCCUCUAUGAAUGUUUAUUUGGUCGCGCACCCUUUGCUUCCAAAAACUUGAAGGAACUUGAGGAGAAAAUUUGGGAUUCAAAACCAGUAGAGCUUCCUUAUGGUGUCACGGUUUCAGACUCGUGUAGAAAUAUUUUACUACGGAUGCUGAAAAGAGACCCGGAUAAGAGAAUAGGCUUCGAUGACUUCUUUAAUCAUCCGUUUGUUGAUCUUGACCAUAUGCCUAGUAAUCAAUCCUUGGAUAAAGCGGUAGCCAUUGUACGGGAUGCUGUACUUUCAGACCAGAAAGGAGAUUAUGCAGCAGCUGUAAAACACUACUGUGAUUCUCUCUCUCACUUCAUCCCAGCCAUCCAUCAUGAGAAAGAUAGAGAAAAGAAAGAAGUACUGAGGAAAAAAGUUAAAGAAUACAUUAACAGAGCUGAAGAAUUAAAGACAUUAAUGAAGCCAAAAAAGAAUGAAGUUCUGAAAAGAUCUUGUUCUACUGAUCCACUACAACAACUUUUGGAGAUGUAUGAACACAAUGAUGAAAUGAUUGCAGCAUUAAAAGUCGUUAAAGGAGCGGAGAUUGAGCAUACAGCUGAAGAUUAUGAAUCUGCACUUGGCCACUAUGAACUGGGAUUAAGAACUGUGAUCCAUGCCCUGAAAGAGGAACCAAAAGGAAAAAGAAAAGACUUGUUAGGGAAACAGACUCAUUUAUGGAUGGAAGAAGCAGAAAAGAUCCAGACCUUUCUAUCUAUUCAGCAACUCAACACAGCAGAUACUUCUACACAAGAGGAAGAGACAGACAAUAAAUACCUUGGACAAUGCUCCAUUCAAUGAGCAUAUGAAUAGGAUCACCACUUGCCAGGAAACACCUUAAAGAUUACUUUGUAUUUACAGAUGGUUAUUUUAUGACAUAUCUAUAUAUUAAUU
This is a messenger RNA of Ylistrum balloti, 1524 nucleotides long. Its product is annotated as serine/threonine-protein kinase ULK3-like. NCBI's taxonomy places the organism in Eukaryota, Metazoa, Mollusca, Bivalvia, Pectinida, Pectinidae. The transcript is spliced from 15 exons. Gene Ontology annotation, cellular component: autophagosome; cytoplasm. Gene Ontology annotation, biological process: autophagy; peptidyl-serine phosphorylation; protein autophosphorylation. The record is from RefSeq and is a predicted model, not a curated record. The coding region runs from base 1 to 1431 and encodes 476 amino acids. Gene Ontology annotation, molecular function: ATP binding; protein serine/threonine kinase activity.